Corythoichthys intestinalis (scribbled pipefish) is the source of this 2626-nucleotide messenger RNA. It is a transcript of the gene wls, whose product is annotated as Wnt ligand secretion mediator. Gene Ontology annotation, cellular component: organelle membrane; endomembrane system. The record is from RefSeq and is a predicted model, not a curated record. Lineage: Eukaryota; Metazoa; Chordata; Actinopteri; Syngnathiformes; Syngnathidae. Gene Ontology annotation, molecular function: Wnt-protein binding. Bases 165 to 1805 code for a protein of 546 amino acids. Gene Ontology annotation, biological process: Wnt protein secretion; intracellular protein transport; Wnt signaling pathway. The transcript is spliced from 12 exons.
UCAUGUGAUCCCUUUUUUCCUCCUCCUUCUCUUUUUCUUCCGUCGAAGUUGAAAGGCAGGAGCGAAGCCACCACUUUGCUGCCUUUUCCUUCGCACACUGAUCGUGGAUGCAACGAGUUCGUAUCUUUUGAGGAGCCACUCCGUCUAUUUUUCCUCCCAUCACAAUGGCGGGAGCAAUUAUCGAGAACAUGAGCACCAAAAAGUUGGUGAUAGUAGGAGUUAUACUGCUUUUGUUCCAGGCGUUCGCUUUCAUGGUCGGUGGGUUAAUUGCUCCUAGCCCCACCACUGCAGUCCACUACCUGGCCACCAAAUGUGUGGACACUGUCAAGCAUCGCCAGGAAACCAAGUGGUUCAUGCCUUGGGGUCCUAACCAAUGUGACAAGAUCCGGAACCUUGAAGAGGCCACGGCUAAGAGGAUUGAGGCCAACAACAUUGUGUUUGCUGUGCACAUUCCUCUGCCUAACAAGGAGAUGAGUCCCUGGUUCCAGUUCAUGCUAGUCAUCCUGCAGUUUGACAUUGCAUUCAAGAUGUACAACCAGAUAGAGGAUGGUGCGAUGGUUACCGUUGAUGUGAGCCUGGCCUAUCGAGAUGAUACAGUCAGUGAGUGGACGCAGAUGGCUCACUCACUUGAACAACGGAAGCUCAACUGCAAUUUUACAAUUUCCAAGACAUUUGAAAAUGAGGGCCGUUACUAUGAGUGUGACCUGCUGCCCUUCAUGGAAGUCGGCAGUGUGGCACAUAAGUAUUAUCUCCUCAACAUCCGUCUGCCCGUCACUGAGCACAAGAGGAUCAACGUGGGCAUUGGAGAAAUAAAGGAUAUUCGACUAGUUGGAAUCCACCAAAAUGGAGGUUUCACUCAGGUUUGGUUUGCCAUGAAGACAUUCCUCACACCCAGCAUUUUAAUCAUCAUGAUCUGGUACUGGAGGCGGAUCACGCUUAUGACUCGACCUCCUGUGCUGUUGGAGAAAGUUAUCUUUGCUCUGGGCAUCUCCAUGACAUUCAUCAACAUCCCAGUGGAGUGGUUCUCCAUUGGCUUUAACUGGACCUGGAUGUUGCUUUUUGGAGACAUCCGGCAAGGCAUUUUCUACUCCAUGUUGCUGUCCUUCUGGAUCAUAUUCUGCGGGGAGCACCUCAUGGACCAAACGGAGAGGAAUCGCUUCUCAGUGUAUUGGAAACAAGUCGGGCCCAUCGUGUUUGGGUCUUUCUGUCUUUUUAUUUUUGAUAUGUGUGAGAGAGGUGUCCAGUUGACAAACCCCUUCUAUAGCAUCUGGGCGUCUGAUGUUGGAACUGAACUGGCUAUGGCGUUCAUAAUAGUAGCAGGGAUUUGCGCCUGCCUCUACUUCCUCUUCCUCUGCUUCAUGGUUUUCCAAGUCUUCCGAAACAUCAGUGGGAAGAGGACUUCACUGCCUGCUAUGUCCAAAGCCAGACGCUUGCACUAUGAGGGUUUAAUUUUUAGGUUCAAAUUUCUCAUGUUGGUCACUUUGGCCUGUGCUGCCAUGACCGUUAUCUUCUUCAUCAUCAGUCAGGUGAAUGAGGGUCACUGGCACUGGGGCGAACACACCGUGCAGGUGAACAGCGCCUUCUUCACAGGCAUCUACGGAAUGUGGAACCUGUACGUAUUUGCCAUCAUGUUCUUGUACGCCCCCUCUCACAAACGUUACGGAGACGACCAAUCAAGUGGACAGUGCAUCACGGGAGAAGCUUCAGCAAACAGCGGAGAGGACAUCCAACUGACUACCACCAUCACUCACGUCGACGGUCCCACCGAGAUCUACAAGAUGACUGGAAAAGAGGCCCAAGAGUAAACCCACUCACUGUUACUCACACCUUCCCUAUAUUAUCAACUCUUCCAGUUUCCUCUUACCUACUGUGUACAUAAGUUACAUUUUUUUUCCAGCAACAACAGUCCACUUUGCAUGAACUUUAAAAGUUAGGGAUACUACUUUUUGUGAGUAGCUGACAUCCCAAGAUCAAGUCAUUUUCAUUUCAUGUUGGGUGCAUUUCAUACUUGCUGCCUACUAUUUUGUUUUUAAAUGUUACACAACUUUUGACACCAAGCAGAGUACUUGAAAGCUACUUUAUAUUGAUUCACAAUGUUACAUUUAGUGUGUUUUGCACUGCAGUUGAAUUCUGAGGGUUAUAGAGGAACCAGAUCUACCACACAGCAAAUUUGGCAUAAUAGCAUUUACACUCAAACUAAGAAAAUGGAUCAACAACCUUCAAACUGUUAAAACUGGGUUAAUGUUGUUUAAUAAAUUAACAUUGGCUGCCAAUGACAGCGAUAGAUGUUGAAACCAUUUUGACUGGGGAGAGCUGGCAGCAAUCAUUCAUUUGGAACAUGAUCAUUCACUGCCACUUUCUUAAAAAAAAAAAAAAAAAGUACAUGAUGUGACGCAGCAUUUGAUGAGUGGUGUUUCGUUUCUAUUAAAUAUUAUAGGGGGGAAAUGUACAGACCACAUAGCCUAUUUUUAUAGUUUCUUUUUCCAACUUCAAUAUUCUGUAUCAAGCUCUGUUAUGAGUUUAGAAGUUGCCAGUAGUAUGUUAAAUGUCAUAUUUUCUGUUCUUUGAUUUUUAUUGUAAUUUAAAUAAAUGUACUUUUACGUACUUUUUUUUUUUUUUUUUGCUU